This is a messenger RNA of Bactrocera neohumeralis, 1226 nucleotides long. RefSeq lists its product as uncharacterized. Bases 654 to 1172 code for a protein of 172 amino acids. The transcript is spliced from 3 exons. The record is from RefSeq and is a predicted model, not a curated record. Lineage: Eukaryota; Metazoa; Arthropoda; Insecta; Diptera; Tephritidae.
CCAAACCCGCCCCCCCCCCCCCCCCCCCCCCCCCCCCCCCGCGGUCGCCCCUGUUUGGCAAUAUUCCACAUUUCAAAACACGACUAUUUGACUGUUCCUGCAGAUCUACACAUAGUUGUAAUGAAGUAUUAAAAACAUAAUUUAAAUAUUAUAUUCAAUAUUUAAUUUAACAUACCUGAUGAAAUAGAAGCAAUUUUUUUCCAAAAUAAUUUGUUUGAUUUUAAUAGAAACUCGCUUAAGAAUACAGUUUAUUUGCCAAAAACGAAAUAAUUAGCAAAAGGACAAAAAAAGCAACGGUACUUUGCUUUAAAAGUAGCGGUAGUAAUAUCCGUUAAAGAACAUUAAUGUUAGAGAGAAUGCUAUAGCCUCUAUGACAUUGCUACUUCUUCGCGUAUGACUGCUUUUUGCGUGGGCGGCCUCCAACACCGCUUAAUUAUGUUUCCUAUAUUUAGGGUAGAAUCUUUCUUUCUAUUUUUUUGUUAGUUUGUAAAAUAUAAUAGUUUGGUAUCACUGAUUAUGGCUGCUUUCGUAAACGCAAUAUGCAAAGCAUACAUGCAUUGCAUACUAUUCGUAAACGCCACUGCAAUAAUUUAGACAAAGUAUUGAAUUCAUAAACGAAUGACAACCCUAUUUCAUGCGCAUGAGUUGUCAAAAUGUGCAUGACUUUUGUUUUACAUGCAUUGCAGUCAAAAGAAACGGCAAGAGUUGGAAUGGAUGGUUCGCCAAUGAAUGAUAAAAAGUGGACGCAUGAGCGUAAAAAAUUGCUCAUGUCAAUAAGACUUCGCCAUGAAAGUGACUUCACCGCCAAAAUAAAAAAACGCAGCACAAUUUGGCAAACAAUUCGACGGGAAAUUCAAGAAGUGGACAAUACGUUUUCCCCUUCAGUGGAUGAGAUAACGCGCUGCUUCACCAAUAUGUUGGGGACGUAUAGAAGAAUAAAAAGAAGAAGUGGAACGUCCGAGUUCACCCAAGUAGUUGGAACUGCCCAAAAACGGAAGAGAAAUGAAAUCAUUGAGUUCUUGGUCUCAGAAUCGAAAAAACAAGCAAAAUUGUUAGAGGCACUGGUGGAGAGUGAGAAGGAAAAAGUAAACAUUGAAAAGGAAAAAGUGCAGGAACUAAGAUCCAUACGAAAUUUAUAUGAGAAAAUAUUAGAACGUAAUCUUAAUACCUAAUUUUUUAGUGACUUAAUUUAAGUUUUUUUUUUUAAAUAUGCAAUGAAUUUUUAA